Messenger RNA from Diorhabda sublineata, 5268 nucleotides. RefSeq names its product oxysterol-binding protein-related protein 1. Gene Ontology annotation, molecular function: sterol binding. NCBI's taxonomy places the organism in Eukaryota, Metazoa, Arthropoda, Insecta, Coleoptera, Chrysomelidae. Gene Ontology annotation, cellular component: cytosol; membrane; intracellular membrane-bounded organelle. Bases 265 to 1629 code for a protein of 454 amino acids. The record is from RefSeq and is a predicted model, not a curated record. The transcript is spliced from 9 exons.
GAUUGGAAGUCCUUGUGAGAAUCUCCUUGAAACCUGUUUCUGCUUUCCCAACCAUUUCCCAGUAUUCGGAGACGAAAACAUUGGGUUUUCCAUACAUUCUCAAUAAAAUUAGGGUAGAUCGAUGUAUGGCAUCAAAAAGUUACCGCGAGAUUAAAAUCUGAGUUUCUUGCCUUGUAGACUAGACCACAUGUAGAUGGUAAAAUAAGGAUAAGAGGCAAAUGAUUUUAUUCUUGUUCCAAAUUUACGGGGUUUGUUACCAACAGAAUGGAAAUAGAAGAGAAGGAAUACAGACAUGUCUUACCGGUUCCUAUGUAUCACAAUGAUUACAACAUCUGGUCAGUUUUGAAAAAUUGCAUAGGUAAAGAAUUGAGUAAGAUAACAAUGCCUGUUGUAUUCAACGAACCUUUAAGUUUUUUACAACGCAUGGCUGAAUACAUGGAAUAUGCACAUCUCUUGAGAUUGGCUUCAGAGCAAGACGAUCCUGUUCUAAGAAUGCAAUAUGUCAUAGGAUUUGCAGUAAGUGCUUUGGCUUCAAAUUGGGAAAGACUUGGAAAACCAUUCAACCCCCUUUUAGGGGAGACGUACGAAUUGGAGAGAAAAGAAUUCAAGAUAAUUUGUGAACAAGUGAGUCAUCAUCCACCAGUCUCGGCUUUCCACGCAGAAAAUGGAGACUGGAUAUUCCAUGGAUCUAUCCAUCCGAAACUAAAGUUUUGGGGGAAAAGCGUCGAGAUUCAACCCAAAGGAGUUGUCACCGUGGAGUUUCCUAAACUUAAAGAAGCUUAUACGUGGACUAACGUACAAUGUUGCGUUCAUAACAUUAUUGUAGGUAAACUUUGGAUGGAGCAAGUGGGUACUAUGGAAAUUUCCAGUUUUUUAUCUGGCCAUAAAGCACAUUUAACUUUUAAGCAAGCUGGAGGAAACAGUAAGGAUUUACACAGAGUUGAGGGAUUUGUUACAGAUAAGUCAAAGCAGAAAAUUUUGUUUAUAUAUGGCAAAUGGACAGAGUUUAUUAAAUGUACAGACAUACAUUCCUAUGAAGAAUAUGUAAGAGAUAAUUCUUCGAAAUUUUCUAGCAACUCGAAGAGUAAAAGUCCAAAUGAUUCUCCAUCUCAUACUUCCAGAAAAAUGCUACAAAAAUUUAAUAGUCUCAAAGUUGGCUCAUUCAACAAAUCAAACUCCACUACUGAGAGUAUGGACGAUUCCACUGCAGAUUUAGGAGAAAAUUCUGUUCCAAAAAGUGAUUCCGCUUAUUCCAUAGAUAUUCCAAAUUCUUCAACAAUAUGGAAAGUUAAUCCAAGGCCAGUACAAAGUGGCGAUUAUUACCAGUUCACUCAAUUUGCUAUGUCUUUGAAUGAAAUUGAGAAAGGUAUGCAGCUGUGUCCGACAGACUCUAGACUGAGACCUGAUAUAAGAAAACUCGAACAAGGUGAUAUUGAUGGUGCAGCUAUUGAAAAAACCAGAUUGGAAGAAAAACAAAGAGAUGUUAAUAAGACUCGAAAAAAUAAGAAAACGCCCGAGUGGGUUCCAAGAUGGUUUCAUCAGGGUAUAAAUCCUUACACGAAACAAGAGGAUUGGAUUUACAAUGGGGAUUACUGGAAAAAGCAGUACACAGAUCCAGAUAUAUUCUAAAUUGCACUUGUACUGAUGGGUAGUGUGUUUGUAGUAACUGUAGUAAUAUCCCUAAAUUGAUGUUAACUAGGAGUGUCCCCUUAUAGAAAUAGAUUAAUGUAUGCGUGUGCCAAAAACUUGCACAAAAUGUAAUUUAUCAUAGAAACAAGAAAUAGCGCUUCCGGGGAUAUUGUGAUUCAUGUCAAUUUUAUUGAUUUAAAAUUGAAACGUCAGUGUUUUUGACUCAGUUAUUCAUUAACUGGACAAAGUAAUUGAAAAAUUGUACGAUAUUUGAAACAAUCAAUUGAAAAAUUGGAAACGAAUCUAUAUUAAUUGUGCUGUCAGUAGCUUAGCCUCUAUUUUUCUGAAGAACUUAUAAAUACUCAAAAAAUGGUUGUGCACAAUAAGUAGCACUUCCAAAAAGCAAUGUUUAUCAUUUUUACUAUCCUAAUGAAUUAAUAUAAGGUACCUGAUAAACUCUUCUAAAUCAUAGAGUCUAUAAAUAUAUGUCCUUCUGCAAGAAGUACCGUAAACAAUUGUUUAAAAACAAAAAAUGAAAUUAUAUUAAUCUAAUCAAUUUUAAGAGUUUGGUUGGUUUUAUAAACUUUCUAAUAAAAAUCCAAAUAAUUUUAUUGAUUGGCCCUUUCGAACUUAUAAUGCUAAACUUUUAGAAAAAUAGUCUUAAUAGCCAUUUUAGGCAUUUUAAACCCCAAUCUGCGGAAAAAUUCCUAGUGAGCUGAAUUUUUGUAUACACACGGUGUUGUAAUGAAGAUAUGAAAAAUCUCGCGCUCUAUUGCUCGGAGGGCAAUAGCUGUUAUUAUAAAAAUUGUACUUAGAAUUACCUACAAAAAAUGUCUCUUGCAUUUUUCUGUAAAAUCAACCGUCUUCGGAGCAGAGCGCUGAGAAAGCGACUAGACUCACAUACGAUAUUGUAUAACGUACACCAAGGCGUAAACUACAUUGCUUUAUAAUAUACUUAUCUCAUAGAGGUUUAAGAACUAGUAUAACUUAUCCAAAUUACCCUCACUGGCAGAUUUUUUUAUUUAAAAAGCAAGCACAAGUGGAUAAACCCUAUUACACUCAAGUAAUUCGAGUAGUGCCUGCCGUGUGGAGAUGCCAGGUUGUAGUGCUCGAGAAAGAUGAAAGAUGAGCCUUGGUAGCUGAUUCCACAGGCUUGCACAUCUCGAAAGAAAUGAGUCUCGAUAAAUUGAAAUUCUGAGUGUCUGUAGGCGAAGUCGGUAUUCAUAAGCCACGUCUGUCUAUCGAAUAGGUCUUGCAAAAACUGUUCUAGGCGGGAUUAUGCUAGACAGCUUGGAAGAGUAUUUGCCGUGAUAGUAUCGGUAAAACAGAAUCAGGUCAGCAACUAUGUUCUAAGCUGUCCGAGUUCUUAAUCAACUCUGGAUUGUUUAUAAGUCGAACUGCUCUCUUCUGUAUUAAGUCGAGCAUCCCAAGGGUAUGCUUGGGAGCUGAUCUCCAAAUGUGCGUGAAAUAUUCCAAAGUACGACGAAUAUGGGCCGCGUAGAGGAUUAGAAGAUGUUCCGUAUUUCAAUGUUACGAGACCCGUCCCUUUAUACCUGCGACUGCUCGUCGGACUGCGUCAUUCAAAAAAUAAUUUUCAUCUGAACUAGAGUGUUAAACACGUUAUUUAUUUGUUUUCUGCUCUCAAACAAUUUUCAUAAUGAGUGAUACAUGCAUACAAAUACUUAAUCAACCUACAUCAUUUAUUUUCAAAAAUCCAAGAAGAAACAUUGCUGUAACAAAAAUAUUUUCGACUGAUUGCCUCAACAAAUAUCCACAUUGCUAGAAAAAUAUUUUAUUUCUACAUGUCGGGAUGUGAUACAAUUUCUGCACUUUUUUGGAGAGGAAAAUUGAAAAUCAUGAAGAUAUUUGAGAAAAGAACAAUUUCACUGAAAGAUUCCAACAAGAAAAUUGUCAUAGGGGUGUCAUUAUCAAUGAUAUAAUCCAUUUUCCACUAUGAUUUCAGAUCUGUAACAAAACAAAGUACAGCUGUGAAACUUCCUUUAUCUUACUUUACUUUAUCUUCAUCAGCUAACAGCAGAUUUAUUGAGUAUAUUAUGAAAUACAAACCUGUCUUGAAGAGAAAUUGAUCCAGAAUAGUGAGUUAAAAAUGAAAUACUACAGUCAAUAACAACUUUAUUAUCAUCAGCACCCGAUGAUCUACUUAACACUUAACACUCUUGUAAUUGUACGAAAGGUUGAGGCUGCAAAUGUCGAUGCAAAAAAAUGGAUUGAGGUGUUCAAAAGUUUAUGGAUAUUGAUGUGGCCAGUCAAGCUUAAACGCGGGGUCAACAAAUGUUGGAAAUGAUGAAGACGUAAAUCUCGAAAUGAGUCCACUCGAUGUUUUGUCAGCAGCUGUUACUGAUAGAGAAACUAAAGGUACCCUUUUUAGCCGGUACGAUAUCGAUGUCGAUUUUUCACAUCUUCAUUACAACAUCAUAAUGAAGGUGUAUACAAAAAUCAGGUCACUAGGAAUUUUUCCGCAGAUAAAACCUAAAAUAACUGGACUAUAAGGAUAUAGUUGCUAUUUUUGUUAUUAUUAAUUAAUUACUCUCAGUGAUUUAGCUUUGAUAAAAAUAAAAGUAAGACCUUUAUCAAAUCUAGAUCCAAAAUAAAUAUUAUUUUGAUUUUUUAUUAUUGGUUUUGAGUUUACCUGUCUUUAGUGUAUGUACGAUGAACCACAUAUAUUUUGUUUUUAUAGUAAUAGCACUUAACUUGUUGAAACCUUAUGGCUAAACAGGUAUUUUUGUUACUUAAUGUAUAAAUCUUAGAUAACUUUCCAUCAGAUAUUAAAUUUUUUUCCAGUGUGUCUUGAAUGUCAACUCAUUUACACAAAUAUAAAAUAAUAUAAAAUAAAGAUCGAUUAAUCCUAUCAAAAUAUUAAUAUAUUGGACACACAAGUUUUUGUUAUAUUGUUUCCCAUAUUUUUUAUAUGAAAUACACUAUAGGAAAUGCGUCAGUUAUGAAUGUUUUUAAUCCCCAUUUUUUAUAUAAUUAUACUAAAAAUGAAAUUGUAGUUUUUUUAGUUCAAUUGAUGACUAUUGGAAAUUAGUAAAUUAAAAUUUUUUUACAAUUUAUAUUUUCUGAAAAACCAUAUUCUCUUCUAAUUUCAUUAAUAGUAAAUCAAAUUCAAUCUCUAUAAUAAUCAAAUUGAAUUAUUUAUCGACAAUAUGAGUUCUGAAAAUAUUCAUCUAACAAUUUUAAUGUAAAAUUUUUACAUAUUGAUUCUAUUGCCUUACCUAUGGGACUAUAAAAGUUUUUAUUGAGCAUUUCAUGAUAAUAUAAUUGAAUAUAAUGUGAUUCACUUUAUGUUCAAAAAAAAUUGUGAGUACGUGGUUAUUUUGAGAUUGUAUUUCAAAUACGGGUGUACCUUCCUAGAACUGGGAUGUAUCUUUACUUUUCCUGUAUACUGAAGCAACACUAGAUUAGGAAUGUGCUUCGUGUGAUUUCAAAUGCAAUAAUAUUUAAGAAAUGGUAUGUAUACAAACAUAUUAUUUCCUAGUUUUACAAAGUACAUUGCAUUUCGUUUUUCUUAACAACAACUCAGUUUAGGAAUAUUUAAUAAAACAAAUAUAAUAAAAUUAUAUCUUGUAAAUUGUAACAAUUAUGUUUUUUUGGAAAAUAAAACUAUUUGUUAUUUGA